This is a messenger RNA of Suillus clintonianus, 2670 nucleotides long. RefSeq lists its product as uncharacterized. The transcript has 11 exons. Gene Ontology annotation, biological process: protein phosphorylation; intracellular signal transduction. The record is from RefSeq and is a predicted model, not a curated record. NCBI's taxonomy places the organism in Eukaryota, Fungi, Basidiomycota, Agaricomycetes, Boletales, Suillaceae. The coding region runs from base 1 to 2670 and encodes 889 amino acids. Gene Ontology annotation, molecular function: protein serine/threonine kinase activity; ATP binding.
AUGGUUCUCUUUUCUCUUUUCGACAGGAAGCGUCGAGCUCAGACGACAGCAGAAGAGGACGAACGUCAAGAACAGUUCAGACUCGAAUUCGAGCGAAUUCUCCUGUCCCUCGGUGGCCUUAAUUCUGAUGAAAUUUGGUGGAGGGAUCACUUUCUGUGGCUAAAGGACGUCGGAUAUCAAUUACGUUCACGCCAUGCUCCGGACUGGGUUCCUUCGUGGCAAGGCACAGAUAAAUAUUAUGGUCUGUGCGAGGAUGUCGCCAGUGCAACGCGAACGUCUGACGGAGCACAAGUCGUUUUGAAACGGAUUCAGCCAUCCGUUCAUCCGCAUGAGGUUGAAGUGGGCCAGUUUCUUGCAUCUGAACCCCUCAGGGAGCAACGCGAAAACCAUUGCGUCCAAUUGCUCGAUGUGUUACAAGUGCCAGAUGAAACGGACGAAACCAUUUUGGUAUUACCACUGCUUCGUCCCUUCGACAAUCCUCCAUUUGAAACAAUCGGCGAAAUCAUCGACUUUGCUCUUCAAGGCUUGCAAUUCAUGCAUAAGCACCACGUAGCCCAUCGUGAAUGUACGAAAUCGAACAUCAUGAUGGAUCCCAUGCAGAUGUACCCGCAUCCAUUUCAUCCAUGCAGGCCCUCUAGACGUUUGGAUGGGAACGGAUGGGCGAAUCACCGUCCACGUACAGAGUGCCCUCCGCGAUACCUUUUUAUUGAUUUUGGAAUCUCUCGACGUUAUCCAGCUUCGCAGAGCGCUCCUCUACUAGUAGAGCCUCCGAUUUAUGGAAGGUACAAGGGCGUGCCAGAGUUUCAGACGUCUCAUGAACCCUGUAACCCGUUUCCGACGGACGUAUGGUAUCUGGGCUCCACUCUGCAACAACAGCUUCUUAACGUGCGAACCUCAUUUAGUCUUUUUGGCGUUUAUCGCGGCUUGGGUUUUAUGGAACCUUUGAUUUCGGAUAUGUUGCAAACCGAUCCUUCCAAGCGGCCAACCAUGGAUGAGGUUAUGUCUCGCUUUGUUCCAACAUACAACGCAUUGAGCCCAUGGAAAUUACGGUCCAGGGCAGUCAUGAAGGAGGAAUGGAUUAUUAUGCGACCUUUCCGUGAUCUCUUCCAUUGGCUGCGCUGUCUCCGGUUUUUAUGGCGACGGCUCCCUGCUAUACCAUCAUCACUCACUUCUUUGUCGUUAACAGGCGGUGCAUAUGAACUUUCCUCCGUGGACGCUAAUUUAUGGUGUCAUUAUCAAACUCAACUCACUGUUACCAGUAGCACGCGCAGACCGGAUGUUCAAGGUCGGGCUACGCACCUCCGUGCCAGGCCCGAAAUACAUGACAUUUUCAUGUCUGAAGUUAGCACCUGUGAACGGGCGUCGCUGUCUUGGCAGUCUGGCAGACGAUUUAUUAGUCACGAAUCUAUGCUGCUCAGAAACGGAUCGUGUUGCAUCGAUAGCAGCGUCCUGGAGUGGCACACUACUUGUCUGCACUACUGGUGCACCGCUGGGACUUGCACACCAAUGACGCCUCCGGAAACAACAGCGCAUACUGAAUCCCUCAGUACGGAGGCACAACAUUCGAGGCUCAGACAAGAUGAGGUGUGGUGGUCUGGUCAUUACAAAUGGUUGGAGAAUUGUGGCUACUUGCUGCGCCCUCGGUAUAAACCAGAUUGGAUUCCGUCCUGGCAGGGAACUUCCGAAAUUCCGUUUUUAUGUGAAGACGGGAUCAAACCUCAGUAUGCUAGUGUGUUGGAUGCAACUCGGAUUUCAGAUGGUGAAUUUGUUAUGCUCAAGGCGGUCCUUCGAAACGACCACCCAUACGAGGUUGAGGUUGCUCGUUACCUUGCGUCAGAGCCUCUUCAAUCGGAUCCUAUGAAUCAUUGCGUUCCCAUCCUGGAUGUCCUCCUUCCUCCAGAUGAAGAACAUGACAUCAUUGUCAUGCCACUACUACGGCGCUACUCUGACCCUUCCUUUGAAACUUUCGGGGAAGCCGUCGAGUGUUUUCGCCAGCUCUUCGAAGGUCUUUAUUUCAUGCACAAGCACCAUGUUGCUCACCGCGACUGCAUGAACUUGAAUAUUAUGAUGGAUCCAAAGCCUCUUUUUAUCGACUCAUUUCAUCCCUUUCGUUCGCACAGAACCCGCGAUCUGAAAGGUGAUCCAAGACACUAUAGUCGCACGCAGCGUCCCACCAAGUACUUUUUAAUCGAUUUUGGACUGUCUCGUCGGUAUGACCCCCCUGUCACAAACCCCCUGGAACGGGUCAUCCUUGGAGGCGAUAAAACGGUACCAGAAUUCAAAUCCCUCAAACCACAAAAUCCAUUUCCUACCGAUGUUUAUUACAUUGGUCACGCCAUUCAGGAAACUUUUUUGGACGUACGAUGCACCGUGUCAUUUCCAAGUACUACUCUAAUGAUACCUUUGCAGGAAUACAACGGCUUUGACUUCAUAGAGCCAUUGAUACUGGACAUGGUUCAGGAGAACCCGUCCCUGAGACCGACCAUGGAGCAAGUUAUCGGUCGUCUUGCGAUCAUAUGCCAAGGUCUUAGCGCGCGGAAACUCCGGUCCCGAUUGACCGCAAAGCAGGAGGGUCGUUUCCAAAGCCUUUUGAAAGACAUUGAUCAUUGGCAACGUCAAUUUUUGUACAUUAUUCGACGCCUUCCCGCAAUUCCCCGUCCUAGAGAAUGA